Sinocyclocheilus grahami is the source of this 605-nucleotide messenger RNA. Its product is annotated as Purkinje cell protein 4-like. The record is from RefSeq and is a predicted model, not a curated record. The transcript has 3 exons. Lineage: Eukaryota; Metazoa; Chordata; Actinopteri; Cypriniformes; Cyprinidae. Gene Ontology annotation, cellular component: cytoplasm. The coding region runs from base 94 to 285 and encodes 63 amino acids. Gene Ontology annotation, molecular function: calmodulin binding; calcium ion binding.
GCACAAACCCACGCAGCGCGCGGACUGAAGGACUGCAUCACGCCUGCUCUUCUGCCGAGAAUCCACCCUUCAUCAUCAUACUCAUCAUCCAGCAUGAGUGAGAGACAAGAAUCCGGGUCAGCUGGAAAUAUCAAACCCUCAGGUGGACAAGAUCCGUCCAAGAAGGAUGUCCCAGCUGAGGACAUUGACAUCGACAUGGGCGCCCCCGAGACGGAGAAGGCUGCCGUUGCCAUCCAAUCGCAGUUCAGAAAGUUCCAGAAGAAGAAGCAGGCGGUGAAAUCAUAAUCGUGUCCAUGCAGGGCACCCCUGGCCCCACGCGGGCCAAGGGCACCAUUAGGGCAGGGAGUUGCAUGCCAGAUAAACUGCACUGUUCUCGGGUGGGGGGUCAUGGGUUGAUUGGGGGUGAGGGUGGGGGCAGAUGAAAGGUGAAAAGGCAAUUUGCCUUUUGCUAUCAUCUGUCAGGAAUACAAUGUGAUAUUUUGGUUUUCCCCCAGUACAUAGAUUUUUUUUUCAAUACAAUACUUUCCUUUUACAAUACUUUUGUUAUUUUUUGAUAAAUAUGAACAGACUUGUCUCAUUAACAUCAAGGUGUUUGAAUAUAUCCA